AUGGUGAGGAAACACGGCUGGCAACUUCCCGCUGACACACGUCAGGUGAUUGGCAUUACGGUGUUCUGCUUAUUGGUGGUCGCUUACUAUACGUUCUUCGCUCCUUUCGUCGGAGGUCGCAUUUGGGAAUACGUUCUGAUCGGUGUUUACUCUCCUGUGGCUCUUGUUGUUUUCGUUCUGUAUGUUCGGUGUACUGCAAUCAACCCUGCGGAUCCAAGAAUAGGUAUUGACGGAGCUGGUUUGGCUCAUGCCUUAUCGGCGAGAGAUAUCUCCAGGAGUUUUGAUGAAACUGGCAGUCAGUUGCAGUAUUCUCCUUCAGCUGUCUCCAGGAGCUCUACCUUAGCAGCAAACUCUAGUGUGAAAGGCUCUGUAGAAGAUGCUCAAAGAGUGGACUCUGUUCCUAGAAAAUCCUGCUAUAAUCCUCUGGCGAUCUUCUGUUGCUUGUUUGUUCUUGAAGACUGCUGGAAACAGGAAGCGACGGCUGAACAACAUGGAAACAGCGGAGAGGCUGUGUAUUGCACAUUGUGUAACUCUGAGGUACGUAAGUUCAGCAAGCAUUGUCGGAACUGUGAUAAAUGUGUUGAUGGUUUCGAUCACCAUUGCGUGUGGCUUAACAAUUGCGUCGGCCGCAAAAACUACAUGACUUUUGUCUCUCUGAUGACUGCCAGCCUUCUUUGGCUCAUUAUUGAAGCAGCAGUGGGAAUUGCAGUUAUUGUGCGUGUAUUCGUUAAUAAGAAGAUCAUGGAAACAGAAAUUGUCAAUAGACUCGGAAAUAGCUUCUCUCGAGCACCUUUAGCGGCAGUUGUUGGUCUUUGCACUCUUGUUACCAUUCCGGCAUGCUAUCAACUUGGUGAACUUCUCUUUUUCCACAUGCUGCUCAUUAAAAAGGGAAUUACAACAUAUGACUAUGUUGUUGCAAUGAGAGCCAUGAGCGAGGCUCCAGAUGGAGCAUCCGUGGACGAGGAAAUUCAGGAUGUGCUCUAUUCUCCGACCGGGUCUGCCACAACCGGGUUUAGUGGUGGAAGCUCUCUCGGUCCACCAUACAGAAAAGGGGUCUGGUGCACUCCACCUAGAGUGUUUGCUGAUGAUCAGGAUGAAGUCAAGCCCCAUUUAGACACUCACAUGGCCCCGUCGACCUUAGAUCCAGAUGCAUCGGAGAGAGGCAUCAAGGCUCCGAAAAGACCCGUCAAACGUAGUGCAUGGAAGCUCGCGAAGUUGGAUGCAAACGAAGUUGCAAGAGCAGCCGCGAGAGCCAGAGCAUCUUCAUCUGUCCUAAGACCGAUAGAUAAUCGCCGUUUACCUGAUCUUGACCUUAGUUCCAUUGGCACGGUCAGUGUCAUCAGUAGCGUAAGCGCAGAUGCAAAUGUGGCUGCAAGUAGAGCGAUACAGAACAAUGAUCUAAGGUCGUCUGCUUCUAGAAACUCGUUUGCUCCAAGCCUAAAUAGCCGGGAUGAGUACGACACAGGGAGCCACGGAAUGAGCAAUUUCAGCAGCCCAAGCCAUGUUCACGGGUCUGUCACACUUGCUCCUCUCCCUAAAAACCCUACAGUAAUCGACCAUCGGUUCAAAGCAACAAACCAUCACACGCACUCGACGUUUGAUGAAAAGGUGAUGCAGAGAGGAAACAACGGCGGAGUUGAUCCACUGUUUCUCUCCGCUCCUUCAACUUCCCUUCUCAGAGAUGUGAGAAAGACAUCAGUUGUUUGGGAUCCUGAAGCUGGCAGAUACGUAUCAUCAGCUCCUGUAACGACGACACUGCCUGAAGUCCGCAACAGAUUGACAAAUCCAAAACCAAUUCUUCUACUUCAAGAUUCAUCUUCUGCUCCUCUUCCUCUGCAGCAAGCCGAGAGAAGACUGACAUAUACAGGUGACUCUAUCUUCUUUGGAGGACCUCUGGUUAAUAUCCCGACGAGAAACAACCCGAGAAAUGAAAAGAGUUUGGUAAGAGAAGGACAAGAGAGAUUGGCAUCGACACUUCAUCGAGAUGCAAGACUCAGAAGAGAUUCAACCUCGAACCAGCUUCCUGUGUUUGCCCCUGGAGGUCUUGGAGCAAACUCGCAUCACGGUUAUAGCAUCAAGUAG
Molecule: messenger RNA, 2082 nt
Organism: Thlaspi arvense
Lineage: Eukaryota; Viridiplantae; Streptophyta; Magnoliopsida; Brassicales; Brassicaceae
Source: the annotation of a GenBank genome assembly